AUGAAACUAGUAGUAUUGAUCACGCACGCAUUUGAAGCAACUACCUACGUCGAAGAGCUCAGUGCUUAUGCUCCACAAGUGUCUCUAUGUAGAUUCGACUAUUUCAAAUUCAAAUCUUCAUUCGAAUAUAAUGCUUACAUUAAUUAUACACCUUUACUUAUAGAACCUCAUCGGAAAGACAUAAUCGAAAGUUUCGCUGCGUAUAUACAUUCUUCGAUGGUCAAAACCCUAUGGUGGAGGUUUGUGCUGAAUGAUCGGAUUUAA
Molecule: messenger RNA, 264 nt
Organism: Morchella sextelata
Lineage: Eukaryota; Fungi; Ascomycota; Pezizomycetes; Pezizales; Morchellaceae
Exons: 8
Coding region: 1-264 (87 amino acids)
Source: RefSeq, a predicted model, not a curated record